Molecule: messenger RNA, 2136 nt
Organism: Anthostomella pinea
Lineage: Eukaryota; Fungi; Ascomycota; Sordariomycetes; Xylariales; Xylariaceae
Source: the annotation of a GenBank genome assembly
AUGGACGAGCGCAGCAUACGCGUUGCGUUCAUUCUCGCGAGCGCAACCCUUGCCGGAGCCUUUGGAGCUAUAGCAUAUGGCGUUGGCCAUAUGAACGGGACCAGCGGGCUGUCCGCCUGGCGCUGGCUGUUCAUUCUUGAGGGCAUCCCCUCCUGCUUGUCUCCUGUGUUCGUGUGGUUCUUCCUCCCAGACUAUCCAGAGCGCGCUUUGUGGCUCUCCGAGACUGAGAAACACCUGGCGGUCGAUGCACGGGUCGGUGGCGCUCGGCAAAGAGCUUGUGACGGCUUACUACACGCGGUCGGUCCUGUACUCGUACUACAGCGGCUGCUCGCCAGGUGGGCGGCUGGGCCUCAAGGGGGUGCAGAUCUCGCCAGGGAGCUUCGACGGCGUGCUGGUCGGCGACGCCGCGUGGUCCACCAGCCACCUCAACACCUGGGUCACCAAGCUCGCGACCUACAACUGGCCCCUCGACUGGCACCUCUUCGAUCCGCUGGGGGCGGGACUCUGAAGCAGUGCGACGAUAUCGACGGUGCGGCUGAUGGGAUCAUCAGUUUGCCGGAGCAAUGCAGCAUCGACUACGAUCUACUCGUGUGCAGCAGCCCGAAGGCGAGCAUGUCCGCGCGUCUAAGCAAUCCACAGAUCCAGACGCUCAAGAACGUGUACAGCGACUACGACUCCACGACGGGGGAGUUUCUUUACCCGGGCCUGAAGCCCGGCGUCGAAAAGCAGAUGUACGCGUUGCUGAACUACUCCACGUCGCGCCCGUACGGGAUCGGCUACUCGAAAUACUUCAUAUUCGACGACCUCAACGACACCGCGGUAGCGCUGGCGGCGCGGCUGAACCCCGGCGGCGCGACGACCGCCGACUACAACCUCUCGGAGUUCCGGGACCGCGGUGGUAAGAUGAUCAUGUACCACGGCAUGGCGGACGGGCUAGUGCCCCUGAAGGGGUCGACUUUGUACUACGACCAGGUCGCACAGACGACGGGCGGCGGCAACACGACAGCCACACGGGGGUUCUUCCGCUACUUCAUGCUCCCCGGCAUGCAGCACUGCGGGCAAACGACGACGGAUGCGCCGUGGGCCUUCGGCGGCGAGUUCCAGGCCGCCAUGCUGCGCAACGACACGUGGUCCGUGCCGGGGGUCGAGGACGCCACGCACGACAUGUUGCUCGCUGGUGAUAUCACUGCGACACCUACCGUGAACACGUCAGCAGAGCACCAUGGGAUGACCAUCGAUCGCGGGAGAACCGCCACCGGUGCGAUGGACCAUGGCAUGUAUGCCAAGCACAACGCCAGCCAGCCGGGGUUGGAGGUAAUGCCCGAGCCCGAGUUGCCACAGGUCGUCGAAGGGCCCGUCGUCGCUAUCGGGGAGAAAGCGUACGACGGCACCGCGCACUCGCCUGCGCAUUCACCGCCACCGCAGCAGCACCACCAGUACGCCGCGCCGUACGCCCAAGCGCCGAACGCUUACCCCAAUGACGGCACAUAUCCCCCGCCGUCCGCCUACGCCCAGCAGAACUACCAGCAGCCAUCCUAUCCGCAGGAGUACCAGCAGCAGCCGUACCAGCCGUCCUAUCCGCAGUCCACACACACCGGCACCCACCCGCGCGGCUGGAGCGCCUCGCAAGAUGGCACAUAUAUGAGCGGGCCUCCGCCGCCGCCGCCUCUCGAAGGGCCGCCAGCGAGGAGAAUUCUGGGGCUGCGCAUCAAGACUUUCUGGCUGGUGUUCGGUCCCAUGCUGGUUCUGCUUGUCAUUGGCUUGGCCGUCGGACUGGGCGUAGGACUCAGUACGGGACAACAUAAUGAUAGUGACGACUCGGACUCGGACUCGGACAGCCCGGCACCAGCGUCACCGCUUACGUGUCCCUCGGCCAAUUCGACGACGUACGACACAGGUAGCGGCAGCUCAUUCUUGGUCCUAUGUAAUAUCGACUACAACUCUGGCGGCGGCACUACGGACCUCACGCACGUGGUCACCUCGUCGGUCGAGGACUGCUUCAGCGCGUGUGCCGAGAACGGCGCGUGUCGCGGUGCCGGCUGGGGCAGCUACGAGGGCCAGAACGUGUGCUGGAUGAAGAGCGAGCUUGGGUCGCCCCAAGAUGCGGGCGACUGGUUCUUUGGGAUAAGACAGUGA